AGUUGUGCCAUACUGAUUCAGGAGUGCAUUUUUUUUAAACUAAACACUGCUUUAAACUUCUCUACAAUCUUAUACUUAACCUGCCUGGUGUGUUUUUUACCACAGUAUAUAGAUUUUUAUUUGUAAAAGAAACUGAAAUCCAUGUAUUGUUUUCAUUGCACUUGUGCUGGUCUAUCACACAAAAUUCCAUAAAAUGUUUUAAAAUGUAUCGUUCAUGUUUUGGUUGCAAUUUCUAGAAAAUUUCCAGGAAACCUUUCAAGAGUUGUGAAAACUUCUGCAAGACUCAUAGUCUUGCAUGAGAGGAGCUGACACAGCUGCAGGGUUGAUUGAAAACAGUAACAAUUAAAAAAUGGCAAAUAAAAAGGUUUAACGGUAAUCUCAUACCGUAAGCACGUCAAAACAUAAAUAUCUCUACCAAGCAGCAGUGUCGUUACAGAUGUGCAUAAAAAGUUAAUCAAAAAGCUGCAGCAGAUCCAGAACACUGCUGCUCACAUUUUCACUAAAACUAGGAAAAUGGAGCAUAUCACCCCAGGUCUAAAGUCCUUCUACUGGCUCCCUGUAGCUCAAAAAAUAGACUUUAAAAUACCUUCGUUAGUUUAGAAGACACUGAACGACUUAGUACCAACAUAAAUUAAAGACCUGUUGUUGUUGUGUCAACCUUACAGACCACUCAGUUCUUCACGUUCAAAUACUCUGCAUCCCCAGACUGGUGAAGAAAGAGUUCAAGGUUUUGCAACAGCACUCCUGUUAAUUUAAUUCAAAUUAAAUAGGUGUGUAAGGAUUUUUUUGUAUGCAUUGUAGAGUAUCAACCUAAAGGAAUAUUGAUUCUGAAAACAGACUGUUAAUCUCCCAGUAGUCAAAGCUUAAUUUCAUCCUGAUUAGCUUGUUUGAAAAUGGAUCUAAAUUAGGUUGAACUCCCACAUAUUAAACUAAAACAUACUAUUAUUAUGCCCAUUGUCAUAAAGAGAUAGAAAAAUGCACUGAUAUAUUUUAACUAAUUUUAAAUUUAAUGCCAGGAUUCUCUUGCAAAAGCAAGUUUUAAUCUCAGUUGGAUUUUCUCUGGGAAAUAAAGGUUAAAAAAUAAUAAAGCACCAUCUUGAUGUGGCAUCCAUUGGCAUGAUGAGUAAAGGGACUGAUUACCUUUUUUAACAUUGUGGAGUACAUUUAUAAUAAAUUGAUUGACUGCUAUUUUGGUCAAUACUGGUUCGUCAGCAGUGGUCCAACCUCUUCAAAAAACAGCACUCUAAAUAAAUGUGAUGCAACUUUUCUAAAAUAAGAUUGAAACUACUAAAACAAACAUCUCAAAUAUUUAAUUAUAGUUGUAUUUUAUUAGUAGUCUUCAACUUCCUGGUGUAAAUCUUCACAUAGAAAUUUCAAAGUAGCAUUUAAAACAGACGUGUGUAUUAAACUUGACCCAAACAAUCUUUUGUGUAGUUGACAUUGCGAAAACACAAGAGUCCCUUUAUGUUUCAGUAUAUGUUUUUUUCACUUUGUUUAUUGUAAAAGCUACUAGUUUCUAUAACAGAGGGACAGUUCUUAUAAAAUAAAAUAAGAUGGCUGCUAGGAAGAGCUUUUACUUUGAUUGUAUCUGUUUAUUUGGAUUUAGCAGAAACAUGAGCCCCACUUUGGUUUAUUUCCAUUUUAAUCACUGCCUACAUGCUAGUUUUGCAGAUUUCAUGUGGAUAAGCAUCUGGCUGGUAGCGACCUCUAAGAAACACACUGUAUCUUGAUUGCUGAUUUACACAAUACAUUUGCUGCUUUCCAGACAGUUUGGAAUAAAUUCUUUGUUUUUCAUCUGUUUCCAUGGGGUAAAAUAGGACAGGUCACACUUUCUUUGUGACUUAUACCAGGACACAACUUUGGUAAAAAUGCAUCAGCAUAUGCAUCGAGCUCUACACAUAAAAAAAAAAAAAAAAUUAACAAAGCAAUUCUGUUCUGUUUGACCAGGCGCUUUCAGCUUUUUCAUUCUUGGAUCUUGGAUCUCUUCAUGUCCUCGCUUCAUAAAGGAAAAAUAUCUAAACUGGUUUCAAAAAUGUUUUUCUGUUGCUCUACUAUUUAUAGUUGUUACUAGCGAAAAACAAAAAGGUAUAAGGAUGAAUUAGACAAACGUCUUAUGGUUUACUGUUAUCUGAUAAUCUGGGAUGAUAUGUUGCUUGGAUUAGUUCUUUCCAAGCGAAGGUACAUUCAUUUAUAAAACACUUUAAAAUCAGACCGCACUGAACAAAAUGCCGAAUAUUAAGAAUGACUUGUUGAAUAAAGUGAAAAUUAAAGCAAAAAUAAAUUGAUUAAAAGCAGAAGUAAAAUACCUAAAAAAAUAGAAUGAUAUGAGGUAAACAUAUCAGCAAUGAAACUUUACAUAGAUAUGAAAAAAAAAAUCAAAAUAAGAUUAACUUUUACAAAGGCCCAAGGGAAGAGAUGGAUAUAACCAUAUUUAACCUAACCAUCUUUAAAACCAUUUUAACCAUGUAAUUUGGGAAUUGCAAUUAUAAAAGCCCUCUGACCUCUGAGUCCUUGACUGUGUCCUCCAUCAGUGACUGGUCAGUUAUUCUGUAAAAGGAACCUGUAGUGCAGGAUCAGUAGCUUCCACACAUUUUAACUGUGUUGAAGUAAAAAAAAAAAAAAGAUUUAUGCAAAGAGAUAAAGCGAUAUGGACAAAGAAAUAAAUAAAAUAACCCCCCGCUUCCCUGAAUUCUAUCAAGAACUGCAGAACUUUAUGUAUUAAUAACAACACCUUCCUAAGUAUCAAUGUAUUGAUUUACAAAUCCUAUUUAGUGUUUACAGUGCAAAAAUGUUUGAGUAUAAUCAGAAAACAAUGCAGAUCAGGUUUACACCACAGUUUGUGACUCUUCUCCACUGUGUGAAAAUGUUUAAUAUUGGUGGACCCACAUCCUGUCUGUUAGACCAAAUGAAAUUUCUUUCUUAGAAUUUUAAAGCUUACCUUUAUCAUUGUUCUUGAGAUUUCCUGUUUCUGAUGAAAUCAUAAAAUAAUAUUUUAGUGCAACUAUGUAACUUUGAUAAUCACAAUAAGCAGUAGUAGUCAGAUGAAAUGCUUUUCUUGGUAAAACAUGUUUGCAAAUGUUGUGUAUAGACUAUGUUUUGUGGGAGCAGCCGCCAUAUUGGAUAUUGAUUUUAGAGUUGCUUAGGCUCUAACUUGGAAAGUUGGAUGUCUGGCUUCAGGAAAACGAUUUAAUUAGGUUAUUUUUUAUUAGAAUAAAUAAGCCGCGCACAACUUUCAAAAUUGGAAUAGUUCUAUCUAUCCUCCUAGCUUUUUUUGCUGCAUUAUUGAACCAUUAAAUUCAAAAGUACCCAUAAGCACCUUUGGCUGGGCCUGUGUGGUUAAAGCUAGUUUAUUUGCUGUCAAUCAAGUUUCCACCCGCAGCUGUUCCCAAUCCAGACCGCGAAUCAGGCUCUCACACCAGGCAGCGGGUUUCCUCAGAGCAGCUCUGCCCGGUGCACCUACAGCUUCAGACUUUUCAGAAUUAGAUUUUAUUCCUGUCGUUGCUCCUGUGAAAUGCCAUUUGUCGAGGACCCCGCUUGUCUCUCUAAAUCUCGCCUGAAGUCAGAUUUAGUUGCUCACAAUGUGGAGCUGCCACCUGCAGGGAGCAAGAAAGAGGCUUAUGUGGCGCUGCACCUGAGACACGUCGACCAGACAAAUGCUGCGGAUUUCUCCAGUGAUGACGAUCAGGAGCACAAUGUGGCAGGAGGGGAUCCAGAAGGCGCAAAGGAGCUUGACCCGAGUGCAUUGACGGAUAAGGAUCUCAAGGCUUUGUUAUUCAAAUAUGGAGUUAAGGCUGGGCCCAUUUUAGCCUCCACCAGGGCAGUGUAUGAGAAGAAGCUCAGGAAACUGCUUCAGUCUGCUGGAGAGGGGGAAUCGAAUGAAGCAGAUAAUGCUGUGCUCUACUCCGACAGUGACGAGGAAGACGUGAGUGAAAAGGACGAGGAGAAAGAAUUGGAGGGAGAGCAAGAAAAAAAGUCUGAAGCAUUGGAGCUGAACCAACAACAGUGCAACGAGAAAAAUGUGCCAGCUCAGAAGGGUGACUUUUUUUAUCCACAGUGUUUUUUCUUAUCAUCAAGACUGCGUCCUUGUCCUCCUAGAAACAAUGAACGUAGUUCCAAGAGGAAUUCAAAGAAUGCAUUAAAAUCAUCAGAGCGAACUCGUCCACACCGCUCACAGACUCCUGCAGGAAUUAGCAAAGUAUCCUCUAUAGCUCAACACUCAGGAUUAAGAUCAGGGGUUCCCUCUGGAUCUCAGUCAGUGGUGUCCAGUAGUUGCUCAUCAUUUUCCUCACAGGAUUUCAGCAUCACUCAGAUGGUUGAAAAGGAAAGUUGUACUUCAAGCCUUAUAAAUUCACAUUUUACAGCUUUAAAAAUUGAAAUGUUUAUGUCUCUGUAUUUAUUCAACACACACUCCCACCGCAAACUAAUGCCAAACGACAACAACAAAAAAAAACAGAUGGAGAGUCGGAGCGCACCCUCUGCUUGCUCCUACAGUAAGCCGGAACAUUGGUCCCGCUCCAGCAGGCUGGACACUGACAUUGAAGACAAGGACACAGUCGUGGAACAGGCAGUGCGCUACACUCCCAAGGACUCCACUUGUGUAAAGGAAAUCAAGGAUCCAGUGAAAGAUAUUUUAAAGGACCUUCUUCCAGACACAAAGACAUCACCUACAGGGAUUUAUGCCACUCCUAGGAGACCCAUCAAGGGUGCAGCUCAGCAGCCCAUCCAGUAUGCAUACCCAGACACUCCAGUCAGCCCCACAACCUUAGAGAGACAAGAGGUGGCGAGACGUCUUGCACCCGUCUACGUCCAGGUUUUGGUCUUCUUCGCUGUGAUGUGCAUCCUUUUCUUCAUAUUUGUUAAUGUUGAGAACACCAACAGUGUGGUAUCCUUGCUGGAACGUCAAAACCAGAGGCCAGAUGGUGAAGAGGGAAUCCCAGCGCUAGAUGAGACACAGGAUGCAGCAUGUGGAGAGCUUUAACUUUUUUUUUUUACCAAUCUAUGCUGACGUAAAGGUGUGAGCUUGCUGAUUUAAUGGCCGAGACUUGACCAUUGUUAUUAGUUAAGAAUCUGCCAGUCCAGUUUAACACUUCUGAAUAUUUUGCUUGACUUUAACAUUAAAAUGUUCUUAUCACUAUGUUGGCCAUUGACAGAACACUUAUUUAGGGGAAGGGGAGAUUUAUUCCUGACUUAAAAUUGUAUUGUGUAUUGCUAAUUUAGAUUCUUUAAUCUGUAUUGUAUCACUUGUAUGAUUUUAUACUUGAUUGUUCAAUAAAAUAUAUUUUGCUUCAUAUAUUUAACAAAUUGGCUUGGAGGGGAAAAUUGUUUUUAAUCUUGAAAACCUAAAGCAUUAAAUAUCUUAAAAAUUCAGCUCUGCAUGGUACUUUCUUCAGACAUCCUUUGCAUACAUUUCUGAAGAAUUUCUCAUUCUGUAAAUGUAUAGUUGAAGAGGUUACGAGGGCAACAAAGUGGACCAACAGGAAAUGGAAACCUGUGCAAGCCAAACUUUUCCUGCCACCCAUCUUUUGUUCACAAUCUGUGUAUACCUCGUCUAAUUUCUGUAAUACUUAUUUAUAAACACAAGCACCUGUUAGAAGGAAGAUUUAUAUCUGUUUGAAAAUUAAAGUAUUCAUUUCACUAAA
Xiphophorus maculatus (southern platyfish) is the source of this 5639-nucleotide messenger RNA. RefSeq names its product lamina-associated polypeptide 2, isoforms beta/gamma-like. Gene Ontology annotation, molecular function: DNA binding. Lineage: Eukaryota; Metazoa; Chordata; Actinopteri; Cyprinodontiformes; Poeciliidae. The record is from RefSeq and is a predicted model, not a curated record. The coding region runs from base 3512 to 4978 and encodes 488 amino acids. The transcript has 10 exons.